AUGAUUUAUCCAAAACUACUUUCGCGAGCCCUUAAUACACGGAAUAUUGGUAAACAUCCAGUUAUUGUUGAAUCUUACUUACCACCUACCUUAGUGACAAACCUUGAGAAUACAUUUAUCGUAAAGGAUAUGUAUGACGGAGAACAUAAGAAUCAUAAGAAAAAACGAGUUGAUGCUGAACUUUUACUUUGUAUUUCAAAAACUAUUCAUAAAUAUUCUCCCAGAAUUUUUGUAUUAGUUGCAGAUGAUGGUGAUUAUAAACCUACUUUAGAACAAGUUUUAAAUAAGAAUUGGGAAGUGGAAAUUUUGUUUUGGAAAAAUG
Molecule: messenger RNA, 322 nt
Organism: Funneliformis mosseae
Lineage: Eukaryota; Fungi; Glomeromycota; Glomeromycetes; Glomerales; Glomeraceae
Source: the annotation of a GenBank genome assembly